Molecule: messenger RNA, 8829 nt
Organism: Falco peregrinus (peregrine falcon)
Lineage: Eukaryota; Metazoa; Chordata; Aves; Falconiformes; Falconidae
Gene: MAP3K2
Product: mitogen-activated protein kinase kinase kinase 2
Exons: 17
Coding region: 459-2333 (624 amino acids)
Biological process (GO): protein phosphorylation
Molecular function (GO): protein binding; ATP binding; protein kinase activity
Source: RefSeq, a predicted model, not a curated record
GGCGGAGGGGGAGGCGGGGCUUUCGGUUGGCAGCAGAAGCGGCGGCGGCCGCCGGCGCCUCACGCCUGACGAGCCCCCCCCCCCCUCCGGUCCCGGCUCGGCCCCGCCGCGCCGCCAGCGCCUCGGGGGCACCGUCCUCGCUGCCCUCCCCGCGGGUCUGACUCGGAGCGCGGUUCCCUCCGCGCCGGCUCCGGUGCCUGCUGUCACCCUCCCCGCCGUGCCCCGGCGCGGGCAGGCCCCGGGCCCCUUCCCCCCCUCCUCUGGGGGGGUGGGCGCCUCUCUGGAAACCUGGCCGCUCCUUCCGCGUCGCCUGCCCAGCCGGGCCUGCGCCCGCUGCUGCCGGGCAGCGCGGGGGGGUCCCUCGCGGCCGCCCGGCCUCCGCUGUGACACAGGAAAUAAAAUAAUGCUAAUGAAGCAACCAUUUCCCUGAAGUUCAAGUUUUCAGACUCACUGCCAUUAUGGAUGAGCAGCAAGCUUUGAAUUCAAUCAUGCAGGAUUUGGCUGUGCUUCAUAAGGCCAGUCGUCCUGUAUUGCCCCAGCAAGAAACAGGAAAACCAAAGUCAUCUUCACCUAAAAAACAGAAUGAUGUUAGAGUCAAAUUUGAACAUCGAGGUGAAAAAAGGAUCCUGCAAUUACCAAGGCCUGUUAAACUUGAAGAUCUUGCAGCCAAAGCUAAAGUUGCUUUUGGACAGACUAUGGAUUUACAUUACAGCAAUAAUGAGCUUGUAAUUCCAUUAACCACACAGGAUGACCUGGACAAAGCUGUUGAACUGCUUGACCGUAGUGUUCAUAUGAAGAGCCUCAAGAUUUUGCUUGUAAUACAUGGAAAUACACAGUCAGCCAGUGUAAAUAACGUGGAGCCCUUGCCCUCACUGGAAGAUUUAGAUAAUACAGUAUUUGGUGUGACAGACAGAAAAAGGCGACUGUCUGUAAUAGGUUCUAAUACUCGUGACAGGAGUUCACCUCCCCCAGGAUACAUUCCAGAUGAGCUGCAUCAGGUGGCCCGAAAUGGGUCCUUUACCAGUAUCAACAGUGAGGGUGAAUUCAUUCCAGAAAGUAUGGAUCAGAUGCUGGAUCCAUUGUCCUUAAGCAGUCCUGAAAACUCUGGCUCAGGAAGCUGUCCCUCACUUGACAGCCCCUUAGAUGGAGACAACUACCCCAAAACUCGCAUGCCAAGAGCACAGAGCUAUCCAGAUAAUCAUCAGGAAUUCUCAGUAGAGUAUGAUAUUCCAAUAUUUGAGAAAUUUGGAAAGGGUGGGACUUAUCCCCGAAGGUACCAUAUUUCAUAUCAUCAGCAAGACUACAAUGAUGGUCGUAAAACUUUUCCAAGAGCCAGAAGGACUCAGGGGAACAGCUUCCGAUCACCAGUUAGUUUCAGUCCCACUGAUCACUCACUGAGCACCAGUAGUGGAAGCAGUGUCUUUACACCGGAAUAUGAAGAUAACCGAAUGAGGAGGAGGGGAAGUGACAUAGACAAUCCUACCUUGUCAGUCAUGGACAUCAGCCCACCCAGUCGCUCACCACGAGCUCCAACUAACUGGAGACUUGGUAAGCUGCUGGGUCAAGGUGCAUUUGGCAGAGUGUAUCUGUGUUACGAUGCUGAUACCGGAAGAGAACUGGCUGUUAAACAAGUUCAGUUUGAUCCUGAUAGUCCAGAAACCAGCAAGGAAGUAAAUGCACUUGAAUGUGAGAUUCAGUUGCUGAAAAAUCUUCUACAUGAAAGAAUUGUUCAGUAUUAUGGCUUCUUGAGAGAUCCACCAGAAAGAACACUCUCUAUAUUCAUGGAAUAUAUGCCUGGGGGUUCCAUCAAAGACCAGUUGAAAUCAUAUGGAGCACUCACAGAGAACGUGACUCGUAAAUAUACACGGCAGAUUUUGGAAGGAGUUCACUACUUGCACAGUAAUAUGAUUGUCCAUCGAGAUAUUAAAGGAGCAAAUAUUCUGCGAGAUUCAGCAGGCAAUGUGAAGCUCGGUGACUUCGGUGCCAGCAAACGACUGCAGACUAUCUGUCUCUCUGGUACAGGAAUGAAGUCGGUCGCAGGAACUCCUUACUGGAUGAGUCCAGAAGUUAUUAGUGGAGAAGGGUAUGGCAGAAAAGCAGACAUCUGGAGUGUAGGUUGUACAGUGGUAGAAAUGCUCACGGAGAAGCCCCCGUGGGCAGAGUUCGAAGCAAUGGCUGCCAUCUUUAAAAUUGCCACUCAGCCAACCAACCCCCAGCUACCACCUCACGUCUCCGACCAUGCUCGGGAUUUCUUGAAACGGAUUUUUAUCGAGGCCAAGCUGCGACCGUUUGCAGAUGAACUGCUAAGACACACGUUUGCACACUAUCACUAACAGCCUGCCUCAACUCAGCUUGCAUCUACUGCAUUUAUUUUCUAUUUGACUGCACUUUUAUUUUUAUUUUUUACAGAAAAAGGAGAAAAAAGACAAGAGAGAUGAUAUUCUCUUGAAUCUUUGUUUCACUUAGAUUGUAAACAAUCUAAAUUUUGUAUCUAAAAUGAGAAUCUUCUCUCCCCCACUCCCACCAGGACUAGAACAUUUUGUUUCUAUGAUGUACUGAUGUGGUUCAUGUAGAUAAAGCACUUUAGUACAUAUUUGUUCCUUAUUUAAAGAGGAAAAAAAAAAAAAGACAAAUGCUUGGACAGUCAGGAACUGUGUGACUUUUUCUGACACCACUGACUGACUCAGGGUGCAGGGAAAAAUAGACAUGCAGCUAAAGGACAAGAAGGUUACUUCUCUGUGAUUCUUCUUGAUAUUGUAGGUACUUGCAGCAGAGAGUUCUAAGUUCUUACUAAAUUUCAGCAUUUUAAUCAGUUUCUGGAUUUUGCAGCUUAAGCUGGAGCACACAGUUCUGAGAGUUAAUGAUAAAGCUGGAAGAACUUGGAACUCUUUGUACUGCAGCAUGUCUAACCGGUACUUCUAUGUGACCAAAAGAAAAUAACAAAAAAGAACUCAACACUGUUGUAAUAGCUAGAGGGUUUGGUGUAGAACGUUGUAUUAUCUUAAUAGGAAAAUAAUUACAGGUAAACAGAUUAUGGACCCAACUCCUAGGAGCUACUAUACUGCAAGGGGAAAAUUUCUGUAAUAGACAAGGGUCAGCUGUUGGAUGUAAAUAGUUAGGAGAAUGCCUACUGCUGUAUCUGCCAAAGAGAACCUCUGUUGCAUAAGCUUGGAGGGAGAUGGGUAUCUUAGAUAAGAAAUAAUAGUAAUGUUGGGAAUCAGUUCUCCUCCACAAUCCCAUGAAUGGCUGGAGGGGAAGGGGAGUGACUAAUCCUUGUGCAGUAUAGGAGUUACUUGAUUCAGAAUGAGCUCUAAGAAAUUUUCAAAGCUGUUGAGAGGUGCUAGGGUGGAAUGUAUGUCAACAUCAAGUGCCUGAAUAAUAUAAAAUUCUUCCCGUUAUGCACUAAAAUUGUUUUGCUAACACAGUUCAGUCAUCUAGGAUGUGUUGAACAUUCCUGAAAUAAAGUUAAACAUCUUUUAACACCAGGGAUAAGUCACUGAGAAAGAUAAGACUCCAGUUAUAUUUUUAAUAAGGUAGUGAUGAUGAAUCCACAUGAGCAAGGAGGCACAGAACAAAAGACUGUGAAAAACAGGCCAAACACAAAAAGCCAGCAAUUAAAUAAAAUGGGUGUGAUUACUCCAGCCUGAUAAUCCAGAUGAUUGGUGUUUGUCAAUUUCCAACUGUUAUAAAACUUAUGUUAAUGACUUUUUCCAUUUCUGAAAGAAUAUAAUAAAAGAACAAAAAUAAAGCUUUGAAAUACUGCUUCUCAACUGAGAAGUCCAGGUACUGGUCAGGUGUAGUGAAUAACUGACUUUUCACUACAGAAAAGUCAAACUCAUAUUUUUGUAGAAGAACACAACAUAAAUAAUUUAAAAGGGCAUUUGGAAAUAAACUAUUGGACUACAGAACUGAAAUAAUGUAUACUGUUUUGGAUAAUUCAUUGCUUGCUUUUGUUGUUUUGUGGAGGCAGAGCAGGCUGGUAGUGUGAAACUUGUCCACCCUGACAAGGCUCCACCUGUUUGGCAUCUUUAGAGGACCAUCAGCAUUGUGAAGUGCAUGGAGAAAGAACAAUAAGCUUACCCAUUCCCAUGGUAGUUCACUCAUGACAUUUCCAAAUUUAUUCUGCUAACUUCCACAUUUUGUACCAGAGCCUAAGCAGGAGUAUGGAUCUAUCCUAAUCACUUUACCUGUAGUGGAGUAAUAAUGAUUUUUUUUGAGGCCAUCUUUCCUGAGACUGAGUGAUGGCUGCUUCGGUACAUGUGACUUUUACCCAGUUUAUAAUUUUCUCAGUCAGGGUACACAACUGUGCAAGUUUUUCGGAGCAUGGGAAGAACUAGUCAGACCAGGGAAAGUUUAGAAGGCUGAAAGUCAGCUUGUACUGAUGUUCUGGGGGGUUUUUUGCUUCAUUACUAGAUAAAAGCUAUGAAAGCAGCCUUUAAGAAGUGGUGUGUACUCGGCUGUGAAGGACUUUUGCUUCAUAAGCAAAAUUUUGUGACAGCAGGGAUGCAGAGAUUAAUGUAAAGCCUAACAGUUUACGUAGGUAUUUUAAAGAUCACGUAAUUGAAAUGAUUGAUUUCAAACAGAUUAAGAAGGUACCAAAACUAAGGUGACAAUGUGUAUAAAAUCAGUAGCUGACAGUGAUAUCUGAACAGGUAAGGAAAUUUUAUAUUACCAAAAAAGGACAUUAAAGAGAAGACAUAACCAAGUUUAUCUUGUAGCAUUCAUAACAUUUAAAUAUACUAUUCUAAAAAGAAACUGCACUCUCUGAAGCUUGAAGAUUUUUCUGAAUCUAGUUUUCUUAUAAUGUGUCCUUUUUGUGAGACAAUGAUGGCUCAUGUAUGUUGCAAUAUCACUUCCUCGUUGUGAUUUUUAAUUACUGAAUAAUCAAGUUUGCUGCUUUUGUGCCUUUUAUAAAAAAAGGCAUUCAGUCAUGACAACAGUGUGUGUUUUGGAGCCAGGAAAAAAAAAAAAGAAUUUGCAGGAUGCAUUUUCCUUAAUUUCUUUGACAUAAAAGAAAGCUGCCAAUAUAAGGACAGUGAUUCUUAAAUGAAGCUGAUGUUUUCCAGUUCCAGUGAUUCUAGUAAAAUUUUAUGAAUUUAACCAAGAGACUAGGCUUGAGCUGGCUUUUUUUUUUUUUUAUCCUAUGCAGAAUUUGUCUACUGACUUAAGCAGCUUAGAGUGAAUUAGAUGGUUAUUAACUUAAAUGUUUUCAGCUAGAAAUUAAUUAUGAAGCUAGAUCUGACUUAUACCAAAAGGUCAGCUGGUAUUUAUCCCCUGUUGGGAUAAUGCAGUAAAACAAGCUGCGUUACAUAACGGAGUGUCUCUGUAUACAAUGUCUGUAAAUCACAUUGAGUACUAGCACAGCAAUGAACAAAUUAAUUCUUCUAGAAUUUGAGAGGGUACGUGGAAUUGCAUGCUUAAAAGUCCAUUGGAGGAGGGUUGCAGAGGAAAUACGCUUGCUCACAACUUCUUGUACGCUACUGACAAAGAUACUAGCAUUUUUAGAAUCAUGAAUCAGUCUUAAUUAUUGAAUCCAAUUACUAAAAAAUGCCAUUGGAAACAAUACUGUUACACAGUUGUUUUGCUUCUCUGCAAAUGCCCCAAUGAAGCUAUGCUCUCAAAAAAAAGAUAGCGGUUCACAGUGAGUAUGCCUAUUUUCAAAAGACUUAUCCACUAAUGAAUUUUACUUAUGUCUGUUGCAUGUAUUAAGUUACAAAAGUUAAGCUGCUUCUGUAGUACAGCCUUAAUAGUGUAACAGUCCUGUUAGAGCACAACUGCAAGUUUCAGUUGUGUUACAGCAAGUUGAUAAUUCUUAAUUUUGGUGAUAGAAAUAUCCAUGCAAGAGCUUAAAAAGGUAUAGAUCUAAUAACUGUGAAGUUAAAUCUACAUAGACUUUUUUCUUGACAGUUUAAAUAUAGUCAUAAAACUUUAACUUGAUUUGCAAUUCAAUUUGUAGCUAAAUAGUCCCUUCAGUAGAACAAAAUGAGAAGUUACUUGCUUUUUUUUAGCUAGUGCCUUUUUAUCUAUAUGCCUUAAUUUUGCUCGUAUUUGAACACCAUAUUUCAGUAUAUGUCAUACAAUUCCCUGUGACCAUAGCAGACUUAGAGUAUGGGUUUUUUCAAAGUGCCCAAGGUAGAAUUCACCAAACUGCAUUGAAAAGUGUACUUUAUUUAUGAUCUGUGGCAGACAUUUAAAUUCAGAAUUUUAAAAAGUUAUUUUUGGAGCGCUUCCUGAGGGCUUCCUGUGCUAAUACACAUUUUUUUUACUUGCUUUUUGGAGAUUGUACACUGCACAUACCAGAAAAGACUUAAACUGGCCUUGUGCCCAUGAAAUUUUUUCCUGUGCCUUUUGGAUAAUACCAGUCCUGCUGUUGUUUUGACUGAAAGCCUUGUAGCACCUGUAGGUACAGCGCGGUACAGCAAGCCAUUCUUUUGGACAACAUAGAGCGAUGUCUAACUGCAGCUUCAGAGACUUGAGCAAAUCGGCCAGAUCUACAAUUAUUUAUAACAAUUUCUUUUUUUAAUCUUGAAAGUCUUUGUCACGCAUAUAGAAAAGCAUAAAUGUGUGCUUGAAUAUAAGUCCCUAUGGUGUUUCUGGAAAAGCAAAAGUAUACCGCCAGUAUCAUUUCUUCUUGCUGGUAACUUGCUGUCUUGUGUUAAUGACAAGUCUGCAGUGUAAAAUCACGUACAAUUACCAAAGCUUUUCUAUUCCCAUAUACAUAUAGCCAAAAGUGAUGUUUCAUGGAUUAAUACUGUUACUUAUAGAUACGAAUAUAUCCAUCAGUAAGCUAUUGCUAGCUGAGUAAAGCAGGUGCUAGUAAGAAGUGAUAGACACUGCCCAUAUCUAAGAGAUUUGGGCGUUUAUAGUUGCUGUUUUGAUGUGCAUAAUUCAUGCCAGCAUUAAAAUGAAGAGUUUGCUUUUUAAAACUCUUUAACUUAUUGUUGUCAUUCUAAAAUUAAUGCGUAAGCUUGGUGACUAAACCUGGUGACUUUUACAGCCAGGUUUGAACUUUGGGAUUUGUAAGGAAUGCCAUGAAAAUAAGUAUGUUUGUGACCUGAACUGCUCUGUGCACCGUAGUGAGAACAUUUCAAAGCUGCUGGGAAGCAGUCGACGUGACAGCCAAAUGUCACCCACCGUUACCUGGGUUCAGGAGGAGUCCCAAAUGCACGCCAAAGGCAGAACUGAUACCAACCCAGGGUUUGUGAAUCAGAAUCCUUGAUCAGAAACAAAAGAGCUCCUUUUUCUUUUUAUUUCCCCCACCUUGGCCUGCACGGUUGAUUUUUCUUUCUCGUUGGCAUAACUUAAAUACAGCAUAAGUGGUGGCUGCUGGUCGCUCCUGAAUGAGGUGCGAGUUCACCUACAGCUUUACGCCGGGGCCCUGUCUGUUGCACCCAGGAUGCUGCAGCUCCCCGCGUGCUGGAGCAGCCCUUGGGUGUUCCCUAGCAGUAUAUACACUUCCAUAUUCAAGGCGCGGAUGAGGUGGAGGAAAUGAAAUUUUCCACAUUUCAAAGCAGCGACGCUAGUAAUUCACACUUCGGCUAGGUUCUAGUUUUCAGAAACUUAUUUCAAAGGGAGAGGAACUGGAUUAAAACGCAUUAAGAUUGGAUCUCAUGCUUCAGCCCUUACGCUGAGUCUGCCAAUGACGAUUGGAGGUCAGGGUCUUCUGUCAAGAGAUAAGGAAAAGGAUACUCUUAACUCCAGAGUGGAUAUUUGUGGGAAAUGUUUCAGUGGUUUUUCAUGUCUUUUACCCCCAAACUGGACGAUCCUUUUCCCCAGAGGUUAUAUAGCGUGGAUUUAAGAACAAGGAUUGCAUUUUGUCUUCUUAACAGGCAUUAGAUUGUCAGUUCCCUAGUGCUUGUUUCUCAUUCAUACCAAUGCAAAAGGUGGUGUCACCCCAAAAUUGGAACGGUUUAUUAGAGCAUAGUGUCUGUCAUCUCAGACCUCACAGGAGUCAUAUAAUGGAAUAUCACUGUAAAUACAUGGAGGAGACUUAGAUGAAUUGAACGUAGGCUUUUAGUUUUCAUGAAGCUAUGAAUAAAAAUUUGUAAAUUUACUCUUGAUCUAAUGUACAUUUUUAUGUAGCCAUUAAAUUCUCUAUUUAAUCUAUCAGUUUCUCACUGUAAAUGUUUUUACUCUCAGUUGAAUGCUGGGCACAGUUUGUAAUGUAUGUACACAAAGGUGUUUUUUUCUAUCAACGUUGACUUUUUUGCACAUUUUUGGAAAUAUUUAAUUUGUACACUGAUUUAAUACUCUGACCAAUUGUUGAUGGGUGUAUGAGAAUCACGUGUGUGUGCAAUGUACUACUGUCUGGAUGUAUGGGUUUUCUAUUACUUUUGAGAUGUUGCUACCAGUAACUGCACUGCUGUUGCUGCUUUACAUGGAAUAUCUUGUGUAUAAAAAAGGAUAAAAACAAUUAAAAAAUUAGCCUACGGUUAUCUUGGUUGAGGAACUCAGGAGUUGAGCAUUGCUUACUAGUUCCGUUUGUCUAACAACCUUCCAAACUUAAAAACAAAGAAAGAAACAAAACCCCUUGUAAUUCUGUGUAUGCAUUGAAUAUAUGUGUGUGUGUAUAUAUCCCAGUAAUCUUAUUCCACAAUUUCAUUUCUACAUUUUUAUGAACUUGUUUUUUAAGGGUACUAUGUUUAGUUAGAAUAAUUAAAUAUAUGAAAGCUUUGAGAGAUGAUUUACUAGAUAAAUAUAUUUUCAGCUGGCUGAUGUUCAAAAUAUUUUUUUAAUUUUUGUUUUUAACCAUUCGAAAUGUAUUUGUAUUUCCAAAAUCAGACACGAAUUGUACUUAGAAAUAUAUUAAAACACUCUGUAGGGACAACA